AAUUGAGAGAAAUGAAGCCGACAAAUACAUCAGUGAAAAAACAAUAAUUUUAUUAUCGCUUUUCUUUUACUAACAUACACAUCACACAUGUGACAUGUCCAUCGACUCUUAACUCCCGCCGUAAAUCCUGGUAACAUUUUAGGAGCCUUCUUCCUCAUUUAACGACGAUCGCUUCUCCGACCAAUCACUCCUCCGACCGAAAAAAAAAAACUAAAAUCACAAUGUCGAUGAAUCCAAAACUCUCAGUCUCCACCUUCAUCCUCCUCUUACUCCUCACCUUCCUACUCAUCCCCUCUCACUCAUCAUCCUCCGACGAAGAAUCCGACGACGAUCUUGAACAGCUCCUAGAAGUAGACGAGCAGCUGCAAGAAGACCGUCCCGAGCAUCAACAGUCGGAAGCCGAAACAGUGAGCAAGGCGCAGAGGAUCGUGCUGGAGCUAAGCGGCGACAACGCGAAGCGAGUGGUCGACGGAAACGAGUUCGUGUUGGUUCUAGGCUACGCGCCUUGGUGCGCGAGAAGCGCGGAUCUGAUGCCGAGGUUCUCGGAGGCUGCGACGGGUUUGAAAGAGAUUGGGAGUCCGGUUCUGAUGGCUAAGAUCGACGGCGACAGGUAUGGUAAGGUCGCGUCGGAGCUUGAGAUCAAGGGGUUCCCUACGCUUCUGCUCUUUGUUAACGGGACUUCUCAGCCUUAUACCGGUGGAUUCUCAGCAGAGGAUAUAGUCAUCUGGGUGCAGAAAAAGACUGGUUCAUCCAUCAUCACAGUCAAUACACUCGAUGAAGCUCAGAGAUUCCUGAACAAGUAUCAUACUUUUGCUCUUGGUUUGUUCCACAAGCUUGAGGGUUCUGAAUAUAACGAGUUCGUUAAAGCUGCAAAAUCAGACAACGAAAUCCAGUUUGUAGAAACAAGUGAUAACGAUGUUGCGAAGCUUCUGUUUCCUCACCUCAAAACCAAUACUGUGUUUAUUGGCUUGGUUAAAACUGAAGCUGAAAGAUACACUGUAUAUGAUGGACCUUACAAGAUGGAGAAGUUACUAGAGUUCCUAGGAAACAACAAGUUUCCAUUGAUUACAAGAUUGACUGAAAGCAAUACCGUUUGGGUUUACUCCAGUCCUGUUAAGCUUCAGGUUAUGAUUUUCUCCAAAGCUGAUGUCUUCCAGAACCUGGCUCAGUCUCUUGAAGAUUUGGCAAGAAAGUUUAAAUCCAAGCUUAUGCUUAUAUAUGUUGAUAUAACAAAUGAGAACCUUGCGAUGCCAUUCCUCACCUUAUUCGGAAUAGAUCAUGCAAAUAAAACUGUUGUUGCUGCUUUUGAUAACAACCUGAACUCCAAGUAUUUGCUCGAAUCAGAUCCAUCACCAAGCAACAUAGAAGAGUUUUGUUCAGGCCUUGCUGAUGGAACCGUUUCGCAUUACUAUAGGUCAGAGCCAGUUCCGGAUAAUGAAAACGCAAGCAUAGUGACUGUGGUAGGAAAGACUUUUGAUGAGUUGGUAUUAAACAGCCACGAGAAUGUUCUUCUUGAGGUACAUACACCAUGGUGUGUGAACUGCGAGGCGAUGAGCAAACAAGUCUUGAAGUUGGCUAAGCAUUUCAAAGGCUUUAAGAAUCUUGUUUUUGCUAGAAUCGAUGCUUCGGUGAAUGAGCAUGCCAAGCUUCAGGUUGAUGAUUUUCCGACCAUCUUGCUCUACAAAUCUGGUGAAAAGGAGAAACCGUUAAAGCUAUCAACUAAACAUAGCGCCAAGGACAUGGCUGUAUUCAUCAACGAAGAGUUGAAACCAAAGGAUGGUUCUGCUAGAGAUGAAUUGUAAUCAAGUUCCAGGCAAUGUAGACACAAGAAGAGACAUAGAAAGAUCAUAUAUGAGAGUUUUGUGACAUUAUAUUGUGUCGAAUUGUAAAAGAAAGGAACCCAAUCCUUUAGAAUAUGUGAAUCAAUGAACUGAAAUUAACUUUAUAGUGUAUGUUAACCCUCUGCAAACAAA
Brassica napus (rape) is the source of this 1973-nucleotide messenger RNA. RefSeq names its product protein disulfide isomerase-like 1-5. Gene Ontology annotation, molecular function: protein disulfide isomerase activity. The coding region runs from base 222 to 1802 and encodes 526 amino acids. Gene Ontology annotation, cellular component: endoplasmic reticulum. The transcript has 11 exons. Gene Ontology annotation, biological process: protein folding; response to endoplasmic reticulum stress. The record is from RefSeq and is a predicted model, not a curated record. Lineage: Eukaryota; Viridiplantae; Streptophyta; Magnoliopsida; Brassicales; Brassicaceae.